AUGGAUUUCGCAGCUAUCGAAAUGGCGCAUCAGGAAACAAAGUCAGAAUUGAAAAAAAUCGAAGAAAAUAUGCGAAUGCUUGGGAUAGAAAUUCCUCAUCCUAUUAUGGCUGAAAAAGUUAGUGGAGGUGUUAAAUCAGUUUCGCGUAUUGUUUUAGACACGAAUGUCUAUGGUAUUCGUUUACCACAAAUACCAGUCUAUCGAUAUGAUAUAAGAAUUGUUGCCAAAACCAGUGGUGGAAAAGAACUAGAAUUGACAAAACAGUGUCGCGAUGAGUUAGUUUACAAUAUAAAUAACGAAGUAUUCAAAAUGUUGCGUGAUGUGUGGCGAAGAAUGUGA
Molecule: messenger RNA, 339 nt
Organism: Dracunculus medinensis (Guinea worm)
Lineage: Eukaryota; Metazoa; Nematoda; Chromadorea; Rhabditida; Dracunculidae
Source: the annotation of a GenBank genome assembly